Molecule: messenger RNA, 693 nt
Organism: Amphimedon queenslandica
Lineage: Eukaryota; Metazoa; Porifera; Demospongiae; Haplosclerida; Niphatidae
Exons: 2
Coding region: 1-693 (230 amino acids)
Biological process (GO): signal transduction
Molecular function (GO): protein binding
Source: RefSeq, a predicted model, not a curated record
AUGGCUCAAGACGUACACAAAGAAAGGUCUUUCGACGCAUUCUUGUCUUCUGCUCCUCUUCUUCCUGAGCUAGUAGAACACAUUGAUGUUGGUACUAAAUGGCACCUCUUGGGUACGCUACUACACGUUGAUGAUAAGAAAUUAGAUGGAAUUGAGCAGCUACAAGGACAUGAUGAUACAAGCAAGACAUUAAAGAUGUUUCAACACUGGCUGACCACUACUCCUACUGCUAGUAGGAGACAAGUACUGGAAGCAUUGAGAAAGAGAGUGGUUAAUGAGCAUACAGUUGCUAAUAAAUAUGAAAAAUAUUUAAAGGAGCUUCAUGAUACUACUUAUGCACCACCAUCUACUGAGGCAGUUUCUAUUUUUCAGAUGAAUAUUCAAUCAUUGAAUAAAGCUCUUGUCUCUCCUGUACAAGUGUCUCAACUGUUAUACUGUAAGAGAUGUAUAAGUGAAGCUACUCUGGAUGAAAUGGAGAGGAUGGAUCAGAGCAGGUCACUGGAUGACAAGAAGACCAUUUUAUUGACUGCUAUGAAAGAAACAGUGUCUAAUGACUAUAGGAAACUUAAAAAUAUUGCUAAAGUGCUGUCUGAUGUUGAAGGAACAAGACAUAUAGGCAGAGAAAUAGUGACCAAAUAUGGUAAGGCACUGAAUAUUGUAAUACUAUUAUCUGCUUAUGAAUAUUAUUAUUAA